This is a messenger RNA of Penaeus monodon (black tiger shrimp), 687 nucleotides long. RefSeq lists its product as uncharacterized. Lineage: Eukaryota; Metazoa; Arthropoda; Malacostraca; Decapoda; Penaeidae. The record is from RefSeq and is a predicted model, not a curated record.
GCAUUGAAGGCACAUGCACCAAUUGCUUUCAUAUCAGAAUCAGGCAGAAGACUAUAUGCAGAACUUGUAGCUGUAUCACAAAGAUUGUUUGAGAUACUGAUAGUUGCAGGAAUCAGAAUACCAAAGAUAAAAUGUCAAACAAAAAAGCCUUCAGUUUUGGAGGUGCCUGGAGAAAGCAACAGUGAGUUACCUUCUGAUAUAGCCUCCUCAGAAGUGGAUUCUCACACAAAGGCAGUCUUGCAUCCAAAUUUUGUGAGAGAAAGGAUUGCUUGUCUUGCUGACCGGAAACUGAAUAAGAAGAGAUGCAAAAAGCAUGGAUACAGACCAGAAAGCAUACCAAGAAAUGAACAAAUUGGAGAGGAAAUGACAAUAAACCUACAAGAUAAUAAAGAAAGUACAAAUAAUAGAAUCCCUGUCUCUCAUAAGCAGCUGAAAUAUGUACAUACCAAGAAAUUAACUAUUGCUUCUGGACCAAUGACUAAGCAUGGGAGAAGACCUCAGCAUGUUGAGAAAUAUGAGAAACAGCCAGUAGAAAAUCAAGUUCAAGAAAAGCUAGUUGAGAGAGAGUCAAAGAAAAUGCCUAGAUAUACACAGAGAAGAACUUUACCACAUAAAGGAGAUAGGGAGCAGUUGGAGAGAUUGCUUCAGCCAGAAGGUGAUUUAUUUUUCUGACGGCAAUUGUUUUCU